AUUUAUUUGUAUGCAUCUGGGUUUGUUUGAAGCGCUUCCGGACGAUAAUUCAACAGCAGCAAGUAAUUUUAACAGCCAAAGAUAACGCGCGACGAUGGCAGAAUACUUGGCCUCCAUUUUUGGCACCGAAAAGGAUAAGGUCAACUGCUCGUUUUACUUUAAAAUCGGUGCCUGCCGACAUGGGGACCGCUGUUCCCGCAUCCACAACAAGCCAACCUUCUCGCAAACCUGCCUUCUGCAGAACCUGUAUGUCAACCCGCAGAAUUCGGCCAAAUCGGCCGACGGUAGCCAUCUGGUAGCGAACGUAUCGGACGAAGAGAUGCAGGAGCAUUAUGACAAUUUUUUCGAGGACGUGUUCGUAGAAUGCGAAGACAAGUACGGCGAAAUCGAGGAGAUGAACGUGUGCGAUAAUCUGGGCGAUCAUUUGGUCGGGAACGUGUACAUAAAGUUUCGCCGUGAGGAAGACGCUGAACGGGCUGCCAAGGAUCUAAACAAUCGUUGGUUUGGUGGCAGACCGGUUUACUCGGAACUGUCCCCGGUUACUGAUUUCCGCGAGGCGUGUUGUAGGCAGUACGAGAUGGGUGAAUGCACGCGUUCCGGCUUCUGUAACUUCAUGCAUCUGAAGCCGAUAUCGCGCGAGCUGCGACGCUAUUUGUACUCUAGACGCCGCGGUCGUUCCCGGUCCCGUUCUCGGUCACCACGACGCGGCGGAGGUGGUGGUGGUGGUGGCGGCGGAGGCGGUGGAGGUGGUGGCGGCGGCGGUAUUGGAGGUGGUCGUGAUCGUUCCCGCGAUCGUCGUCGAUCGCGCAGUCGAGAGAGGAAAAACGAUCGUAACGACAAUGGGCGCAAAGGACGAUACUGAAUACAAUGCGAGCUGAGCAAAGAUAGAGCGCCUUUUUCUUGUUUUUAACUCAAUAAUUUGUCAUGUACUUUACACCAACCGGCAUGGGUGGAAUUGAAUCAUUGCACGUGCAGUGGCAAAUAUCCAUCACUACGUUUAAAUACAUUUACAUACGGAAAAAUGGUUCGUGAGCAUGCCGUUUCGUUCUCAAUUCUUAUCAGUAAAUAAGAACCAACUUCCUCCUGUGGCAAUAGGGUGUCAACAGCUUUGAUUCAUUAGAAAUAGGAUAAAGUAUAUAAGCAAAACUAAUUCACCACAAAAGCAUGAAUGAAACGUAAGUCAUUUGGAGAACAAAGUGAACUUUAAUAAAUAAAUAAAGUUGUAUGUAACGCAAGACAUUAAUAAGAGAGAACA
Messenger RNA from Anopheles moucheti, 1255 nucleotides. RefSeq names its product splicing factor U2af 38 kDa subunit (gene U2af38). NCBI's taxonomy places the organism in Eukaryota, Metazoa, Arthropoda, Insecta, Diptera, Culicidae. The transcript has 2 exons. Gene Ontology annotation, molecular function: pre-mRNA 3'-splice site binding; metal ion binding. The coding region runs from base 95 to 862 and encodes 255 amino acids. Gene Ontology annotation, biological process: mRNA splicing, via spliceosome. Gene Ontology annotation, cellular component: U2AF complex; spliceosomal complex. The record is from RefSeq and is a predicted model, not a curated record.